AUGUCUUACCGGCAGCCCUACGAGCACCGUCCAAUCCAGACAAGCGCCGUGAUCGUGCUGGGCAAUCACAAGAGUCUAGCUGUUCCGCCUCCGUCCCCUCCGACCCCGAGUGUCUCUCCGGACGAUGGCUCGUUCUGCGAGCCGCCCGGCCCGUUCACGCUAGUCGAGCAACAAGGGUCCCGAGAAGCUGAAGCAAAAGCGAGGCGACUAUCGCGCGGCCUGCACGUCCUAUCAACAGAGGCUGCAGCGCUGGAGAAUCUAUCUCAACUAUACGAGAAAGACGCUGUGGCUCAAGACGGGUUCAACAGAGCUGUCGAUGCAAUAGCGCGUCAAAGCGCUGCCAACGGCAAGCUUGUUGUCAUAGGCGUCGGCAAAUCGGGGCACAUUGGGAAGAAGCUCGUGGCGACGCUGCAGAGUCUCGCCAUUCGCUCCGUCUUCUUGCACCCGACCGAGGCUCUCCACGGCGAUCUUGGCAUAGUCGGCCCUCAGGACACACUGCUCUUCAUCACCUAUUCCGGCAAGACCCAGGAGCUCUUGCUUCUUCUGCCCCAUCUCGAUGAGGCCCUGCCGACCAUUGUGCUCACUUCGCACACUCGACCGGGGACUUGCGAGUUCAUGAAGCAUCGCCCCAAUGCCAUUCUCCUGCCAGCGCCAAUACCGGAGGCCGAAAAGGUGACGUUUGGCGUCUCGGCGCCGUCGACUUCGACGACGGUGGCCCUCGCCCUGGCCGACUCCCUGGCCAUCACCGCUGCAAAUGAGCUGCACCAGAACGUCCCGGCCGAGUUUGCGAGGAACCACCCUGGGGGUGCUAUUGGCGCCGCCACGAGAGUGCCGCAGACGCUCGGUCAUCUGGCUGUGUUCUGGGAAGAGAUCUCCGGGCCAAGGGACUUGACACUGGAUAGCCUUGGAGUUGAUCUCCUGCGGGCAGGGUUCGAUUCCAAGACAGGCUGGGUGAGGGUGGAAGACGGCGUUGCCACGCCCAGCGGGAUCAGACAGUUGUCCAGCGCGGAGCUUGGGCAACCGCUGCGGGAUAUGCCGGGGGUCGUUUUGGACAGGUGCGGCAUGAUUGCCAUGUCCUCGGACACGUCCAUCCGGCAAGCGGGCGAGAUGCUGCGCGCGAUGCAACUGAAAGAUGCGGGCGCGGCAGAGUCAGACGAGGGGGCGUGCGGACCAGGCUCUGUCAUCGCGGUCACGGACAGCGGUAGCAUCAUCGGCGUUUUGGAAGCGCAACGCCUUUUGGAUUCCUAA
Messenger RNA from Purpureocillium takamizusanense, 1248 nucleotides. RefSeq lists its product as uncharacterized. The transcript has a single exon. The record is from RefSeq and is a predicted model, not a curated record. The coding region runs from base 1 to 1248 and encodes 415 amino acids. Gene Ontology annotation, molecular function: carbohydrate derivative binding. Gene Ontology annotation, biological process: carbohydrate derivative metabolic process. Lineage: Eukaryota; Fungi; Ascomycota; Sordariomycetes; Hypocreales; Ophiocordycipitaceae.